This is a messenger RNA of Acanthosepion pharaonis, 1164 nucleotides long. NCBI's taxonomy places the organism in Eukaryota, Metazoa, Mollusca, Cephalopoda, Sepiida, Sepiidae. The record is from the annotation of a GenBank genome assembly.
AUGCUCUCCUUUGCGUUAUCUCUCUUUGCCUUUAAUUCUCCUUGCUCUCCCUUUCGCUCUUCUCAAUUUCCUUCUUCAUUCUCCUUGCUUUUAAUUUAUUUCCUUUUCCUUUUCUCUGUUCUUCAUUCCUUUUCCUCCUUGCUUAUCCUUAUGCUCUUUUACUUGCUCUUUCUCCCUUCCUUUUCCAUAAUCUCCCAUAACUUUCUCUACUUUUUUCUCUUAUUUCCUUUCAAAAUUUUGCUUUUUAUGCCCCCCUCUUUUUAUUGGUCUCUCCCCCUUGCUCAUCUUUAUUCCACAUCUUUCCUCUCUUUUUUUCGUACUCUUCAUUCUUUCCUUUCCUUUUAUUCGCUUUGCUCAGCUAUCCUUUCUUCUUCAUUCAUUCCCCUUGCUUUUUAUUCCACUCUUCUUGUUGCUCUCCCUUCCUUUCUUUUCAUAGUCCCUAGCUUAUCUUUUCUCUCCUUUUCUUUUAUUCUUUUUGCUUUUUAUUGCUUUCUUCUUUUUGUUCUCCCUUCCUUUCUUUUCCUAGCUUAUUCUUUCUUUUAUUCUCUUUCCUUUUUAUUCCACUCUCCCUCUUACUCUCCCUUCAUUUCUGUUCCUAGCUUAUCCUUUCUCUCCUUUUCUUUUAUUCUCUUUCCUUUUUAUUCCACCCUUCUUCUUACUCUCCCUUCCUUUCUUUUUAUAGCUGAUCCUUUCUCUCCUUCCUUUUGCAUCUUUUCUCUUUCUAACAGCAAUUCCCUUAGCUCCUUGAUUUAUACUUCAUAUCAAUUUACAAUGGCUGUUAUAAAUCACUGCAAAUUAUCCAUACCUCCCUUUUCCAAUGUUCCUGUUCUUCAAAUUCUCCACUUCUUCCUAAUUUUUAUUCUAUAUUUCUUUUCGCUUCUCUUCGUGAUCCUUCAGUCUCCCAUGCAUACAGGGCUUCAGCAAUAUCUGAAAUCCCGGGAUUGUCGCCAUAACAGAUCGACCAGCAGAAUUCUGGACUUUUUUUUAUGUUUAUACAUUUUUAUAAUUGUCGGUCUUUGUCAAUUUCAUAUCUAUCUAUCUAUCUAUCUAUCUAUCUAUCUAUCUAUCUAUCUAUCUAUCUAUCUACUAUCUACUUUCAUAUCUAUCUAUCUAUUUAAUUUAAUAUCUAUCUAUAUUAACAUUCGAAAAAAUAAUCGGGUAUAA